Messenger RNA from Varanus komodoensis (Komodo dragon), 1698 nucleotides. RefSeq names its product retinoid X receptor gamma (gene RXRG). Gene Ontology annotation, biological process: response to retinoic acid; positive regulation of transcription by RNA polymerase II; anatomical structure development. NCBI's taxonomy places the organism in Eukaryota, Metazoa, Chordata, Lepidosauria, Squamata, Varanidae. Gene Ontology annotation, molecular function: nuclear steroid receptor activity; zinc ion binding; nuclear receptor activity. The coding region runs from base 86 to 1489 and encodes 467 amino acids. Gene Ontology annotation, cellular component: RNA polymerase II transcription regulator complex; nucleus. The transcript is spliced from 10 exons. The record is from RefSeq and is a predicted model, not a curated record.
UGGCGGAAGCCUGCUAACCAGAACGGAUCAUUCCAAGAAUCUUUGAACUUGAAGGCACCAUUGACAUCCCAAUGAAGAUAUAAACAUGUACGGGAAUUUUCCACACUUCAUUAAGUUUCCUACAGGCUUUGGGAAUUCCCCAAUUCACAGCGAUUCUGCACCGGGAAACCUGGCCAUGCCCUCCCCCACAGGGAAUUCCAGAGACAGCCAGCCGGACUGCCCCGAGGCUGCCCUGAGUGCCGCCAGGACUCUGCCCUGCAGCUCGGCUGGGCCCGGCCACCCGAUGGGCUCUCCGUACCGCGUGAUCGCCUCCAGGCACCUCAGCUCCCACUCUCUUCCUCUGCCUCUGCCGGCAGGCGUGAAUUUUGCCGUACAAACCAGCCCCCAGAUUGAGAUCCUGAAUGCCGUGAGCAGCUCGGAGGAUGUCAAGCCUCUGCCAAGCCUGCAGGGGGCGGGACCCAUGAAUUACGUGCCCACCAGCCCGGGAGCCUUGACCAAGCACACCUGCGCUAUCUGUGGGGACAGGUCAUCAGGGAAGCACUACGGCGUGUACAGCUGCGAGGGCUGCAAGGGCUUCUUCAAGCGCACGAUCCGGAAGGACCUGCUCUACACCUGCCGCGACAACAAGGCCUGCCUGAUCGACAAGCGCCAGCGGAACCGCUGCCAGUACUGCCGCUACCAGAAGUGCCUGGCGAUGGGCAUGAAGAGGGAAGCGGUUCAGGAGGAGAGGCAGAGAAGCAGAGACCGGAGCGAGAAUGAACCCGAGUCUGCGAGCAGCAGUGGCGGCGGCGGCGAAGACAUGUCUGUGGAGAGGAUUCUGGAGGCUGAAAUGGCUGUCGAACCCAAAACGGACCCGUAUGGCGGCACCACUGCGGACUCGACGAGUGAUCCCGUCACCAAUAUAUGCCACGCGGCUGAUAAGCAGCUUUUCACACUGGUGGAGUGGGCCAAGCGGAUUCCACACUUCUCGGACUUAACACUGGAAGACCAGGUUAUCCUCCUCCGAGCAGGCUGGAACGAAUUGCUGAUUGCCUCUUUUUCCCAUCGCUCAGUUUCCGUGCGGGACGGCAUCCUCUUGGCCACUGGCCUGCAUGUGCAGCGGAGCAGCGCCCACAGCGCCGGCGUGGGCUCCAUUUUCGACAGGGUCCUCACGGAGCUGGUCUCCAAAAUGAAAGAUAUGCAGAUGGACAAAUCGGAGCUGGGCUGCCUGCGAGCCAUCGUCCUGUUCAACCCAGAUGCCAAGGGCCUGUCCAGCCCGUCAGAGGUAGAGUCCCUCCGGGAGAAAGUUUACGCUGCCUUGGAGGCCUAUACCAAGCAGAAGUAUCCGGAGCAACCCGGCAGGUUCGCCAAGCUGCUGCUGCGGCUGCCUGCCCUGCGCUCCAUCGGGCUGAAGUGCCUGGAGCACCUCUUCUUCUUCAAGCUCAUCGGGGACACCCCCAUCGACACCUUCCUCAUGGAGAUGCUGGAGGCGCCCCUGCAGAUCACGUGACCGGCGGGAUGCUGGCGGGAUGCCCGGCGCAGAGGGCCUCCGCCUGGGGCACUGCUGUCCCCCUCGGCCGCGCUUUUUCCUCCUCCCGUCCUUCCGCACGGGAUAGUCCAGGGCUCUGCUGACGACUCGCUUCUGGAGGGGGGGAUUCUGCGCCGGUGCGUAAUUGUUAGUUUGCCCCCACCUGGCAGAGAAGGGGGGCGAGGCGUCCU